Molecule: messenger RNA, 2982 nt
Organism: Fomitopsis serialis
Lineage: Eukaryota; Fungi; Basidiomycota; Agaricomycetes; Polyporales; Fomitopsidaceae
Exons: 16
Coding region: 1-2982 (993 amino acids)
Source: RefSeq, a predicted model, not a curated record
AUGUUCUCUACGAGCCUUCUCAAAGAGCUUAAUCUCGGCACUGACACGAUCCUCUGUUCUGACAUAGAACAGUCCGAUCGUGUUUUGGGAGCGCUGAAAAAGAAUACCUUCGACACCGUGGACAGGGACGUGAAUGCCUGGGCGCCGUGUCUUGUUGCGGCCGAUCAGCAGCAACAAUUCGAGCUUACAUGGGUUAGUCAACGCGUACUCUGUCCGACUAACGACGUACAUUGGGAGUACCCUCCAUCUCCCUGUACCUCCAUUGAGGAGGAUGAAGGAUGCGAACGUGACGACGAUAUGGGGGGGAACUAUCGUCAACAACAUGAAGAUCAUCACGCCAGCCCUGUGCCCAAGGACCCGGCAGAUGUGUUUGCUUGGACGGAGUUGCAGCGUUCCGAAGCCAAGAAAGCCCAUGAGCCCAAGACUGUCAAGGAGCUGGAGCGUCUGGGACACGACGUCCCGCCGGACGUGCAUCCUUACGUGGUUGGCAAGUCGGACAGCACCAGGAUGAACUACGGACAGCUGCUCCCCUAUAUUUCCAGCGAUAUGAGCAAAUAUCAAGACAUCUACGCGGCUUUGCGGUCAGUAUUUGCUGAUGUGUUUGAAUACAUGGCCAAGAAGAUUCAGACAAUAUUGCCCGCCACCUACGCCGAUCUUCGACUGGAUGCUGAGAUACUGCCGGGCAAUGCGUGCUCGGUUGUGCACCCCUUCCUUUCCCUCGUAAUCAACCUAAACGUGGCCACUCUCGCGCACAGGGACAGUCAGGAUAAGUCACUGUGCGUUGUCCUGGCUGUCGGAGACUACGAAGGAGGAGAGCUGUGUUUGUACGAGCCGGGUCUCGUCCUGCCGCUCCGCAACGGGGACUUUGUGGCGUUCCCAUCCUCGCGAUACACUUCCGUGGUCUCGCGCCUGCUCGCCCAUCUCGGGGCCAUGUCUACACGCCAGACACGAUCUAACUCGACUGCGAAGCCCAAUGGGGCUCGGGCAAAGAAGACCGGGGCCCAGCCGACGUCAAAAGGCGCCUCCGCGGGUAAAGCGACGUCCAGCAAACCUGAUGCGUCGUCCAGCAAGCACGAUGAUUCGGCCGCCGCCCCCUUUAACUACAAUGCUGCACUGAAAGAGGCGAAAGAGUUCGUGAGGAAGGCAAUGCCGAAUGCCAGCGACAAAGAAGUUCUGGCCAAGGCUCGUAGAUACGUGACGGACAUGAGGAAACAGGGCACAGUGUCGGAGAAGGACCGACGAGAAGGCAUACAGGCAAAGAGCGCGUUAAUGCAGAAGGAAGAUGAGGAUGGAGAUGGAGAGGUUGACGAGUUGGAGGAAGAUUUUGGCGAAGGUGUGGAAGUUGUGCCGCCUACUAAGGCCAACGAUAAACGUGACAAAAGCUGGUCGAAGAGGAAGGCUCCCCCAGCGAGUGAGGACGAAGACAGCGAAGAGGAGGGCGUGGAACAGCGGGGCAAGAAGAAGGCGAAGGUGGAGAAGAAACGCAAGCUGGCGAGAAGGAACACGUCAGAUGAGGAGGAAGUUGACAGUAAUGGCGGACACAGGAGCAUGCAUGGAUCAGAAGCGAGAGGCGGACCAGCCGGCCAUCGGGGGACGAAGGCAGCAGAGGAAAUGGAGGAAGAGGAACCGGAGGACGUGGAGAUGCAGGGCAAGGCACCAUCCACGUCCGCGAAGGGCAAGGCUAGAGCCCUUUCGCCCAGGAACCUAUGCGGAGGGGAUGAGGAGGAAGACGACAUCAACGUUGAGGAGAAUGAGGUCGAUGACGACGAGAUCAUUGUGAAGCAUGAGGAGAAGACCCCGCCGAGAAAGAAGAAAGCCGCAGAGUCGGCCAAGGCCAAGGCGAAGCCAGCCAGCAACCCUGUUGCCAAAAUUAACUACGCUACUGCCGAGGCCAAGGUCAUCAUUGGGACUGAGCUCCUCAAGGGCUUCGUGCAAGUGGUGCAACAGGAGUUCCGCGUCUACCUCGCCUUGGAGAAUGCUUGGCCCCGCUCUAGGAAGCACGGUUUCGUGGAGAAGACCGACUCCGCUGCCAUCAUCAUCAAGAGGGUAGGCGAACAGCACAAGGCAUUCCAGGGCGAGGAGUUCCAGGCCGUAUACAAGAUCUUGUCGAAACGGCGGGAGGUGAUGAAAUACAUGGCGAAGCAGGUGUACAAGAUCGCGUCACAGUUCCGCCAGGAGGUCAAACAGAAGGCGAAGCGAGUCGCUGACAGGGACUUCCUGUCCAUCAAGGUGACGGAGGUUGGGCGGAACGGCGAGAGGUUAAAUCCUACAGCCCGUGCGGAGAAGCUCGUCAAGGCGAUUGAGGCCCGCAUCAAGUGGCUGAAAGAGAAGGAUGCGUUCCACCAUGGUGGCAUGAAGCUGUCGGAUCCCGACGACGAUACAUCGGCGCGUGAUUGUGACCGGCGUGCAUUUCUUCGUACUAAUCUACUGGAACAGCACAACGAGGUCGACUUCGACAUGCCAUUCCACAACGAUGCAGUGGCGGAGGUCAUGGCGCGUCAGUGGUGGCUUGGGCAGCACCCGGAGGCACUGCGCGAGGGCAACCAGAGCCGCUUCGACCUCAACAAACCUCUCUCCAGCAACAUGAUUGCCCUGGUGUGCAGCGCGCUGCUCGUUUGUUUUGACGAGGCUUUGAGAGGCAACAUGACGAUCAACUUCGACGAGAAGUCUUACGCCCCCGAGCAUGACCGCAUCAAAGCUCGUAUCGACAGGCUCAGGAAGCUGGCGGGCCCGAAGUACCGCGAGAAGAGCGGCGCGGUUGCCGCAUUCCUCAAGUCCAUGAACGAGACUCUGACGAGUCACAUCCGGACUGUCUCUGGCUUGGGCGGCGAAUGGGAGGAUGAGGCCGAGGAGACUGAGAAGGAAGAUGGAGAGCUGGAAGGCUUCCUUUCCAGGUGGGGGAAGAAAGCUGCGACCAGCACUGGAGCGGGGCCCUCCGGAAAGGGUGGCUCGACCGCCGGGGACCCCGACAGCUCGUCGUGA